AUGGAAGAGUACCUGCGAUCCUGGCGGCAAGACGCGUUUAAUCGCAGCCAACAUGAAUCUGCUAUCUACAUUGGGGACAAGGUCCUUGCACUCACAAACAGCGAUGGGGAUGCAUUUUGGCUGGCUCAAGUCCAUUUCUCCAACAACAACUUCACACGCGCGUUAGCUCUUCUCUCCCGCGGCGACCUUGUAGCUCGAAACCCCGCCUGUCGUUACCUUGCAGCCCACUGCUACAUUAAACAGAACCAAUUCGAACAGGCCCUCAGUAUUCUGGGCGAACACAAUCCCACGGACUUGAUCCGUAACAACGACAAUAGCCGCCGGAAGAUCCAGCAUCUAAAUGGGCAAAGCCAUAUCACAUUGCGCAAUGGGAAAACACCAACAAGUCGCGGCGAGCGGAUGGAGGACCCAGAAAAGGACGAUGAUAGCAGCAUUCGAUUUGAAGCAUCCAUGUGCUACCUGCGAGGUCUCUGUUUUGCGAAGCAGAAUGCAUUUGACCGUGCCAAGACCUGCUACCAGGACGCGGUGCGAAUCGAUGUGCAAUGCUUUGAGGCAUUUGACCAGCUCAUGAAGAACUCACUCAUGUCCCCCACUGAGGAACUUGAAUUCCUCGAGUCGCUAGAUUUCGAUUCAGUCCCUUCACCCGAUCCUACCGUGGCCCAAGAAGCAGCCGACUUCACUAAAAUGCUGUACACCACCCGUCUCUCCAAAUACUCCUCACCCACGAUCCUGUCGAAUGCAACCGAAACCCUUUCGACUCACUACAACCUCGCCCAGAACCCCGAUAUAUUGCUGUCUCGUGCUGAAACGCUAUACACCCAGUGUCGGUUCGCAGAAGCCCUAGAGCUGACCUCUUCCAUUCUCUCCACCGCCCAGUCGAAUGACCUAACGAACACGAAUAAUAACGGUAUUCCGGCGCAUAAUAACCUGGGCCAUGCGCCCGCAGUCUACCCUCUUCAUCUGGCCUGUCUCUACGAAACAGGUGCCACCAACGCCCUUUUCCUGCUCUCACAUUUACUGGCUGAUCAUGCGCCGGAGGAGCCUUACACAUACUUGGCCAUUGGAAUCUACUACCUGGCGGUGUCAAAAAUUGCAGAGGCCCGGCGCUUCUUCUCCAAAGCUUCUUUACUGGACCCCCACUCGGCACCAGCAUGGAUUGGCUUUGCCCAUACCUUUGCCGCAGAGGGUGAGCAUGAUCAAGCAAUUGCGGCCUACAGUACAGCCGCCCGGCUUUUCCAGGGUAGCCAUCUGCCACAACUAUUCCUAGGGAUGCAGCAUCUGGCCUUGAAUAACAUGUCCCUGGCCAGCGAGUAUCUCUCUGCUGCUUUUGCCAUGUCAACAGGAUCUGCCCCAGGCAAUACCCCUACUCCUGGUAAAUCGCCAUCGACACCUCUCGGCGGUGAUCCUUUGGUUAUCAACGAGCUUGGGGUGGUGCAUUAUCAUCAGAAUAACCUUUCAUCUGCAGUCGACCUAUUCCGACAAGCGCUGAAGUUGGCGGGCUCUCUUCACUGCGAACCAGGGGCCUGGGUCGCGACCCGCGCCAACCUGGGUCAUGCCUUGCGCCGGAUGGGAAAUCUUCGGGAAGCUCUGCGUGAGUUCGACGAGUGUCUACGUGUAGGUGCCGGGGGUAGCAGUAUGGGCUACUCACCAUUCUUGGGUGGUGGUGCGGGCGGGUCCGCCGCCGUCGCAACUGCCUCUGGGGUUGGGGGCUAUGAAGACCGGGGAUUGGUUGGGUCGCUUCACACCUCGAGGGGUCUGCUCCUGCUGGAGCUUGGGCGUACAGGCGAGGCCGUCACAGCCUUGCACGAAGCUGUCCGGGUAUUAGGAGCUAGUGGGGGUGGGGAUGCGGCCGGGGGUGCAGGUGUUGCAGGGACGCUACUGUCACGAGCACUCGAGCUCUGGUCGAUGGAGGGUCGUGAGCAGGAUCGACAAGGCCUCAAGGAAUUGGAGGAAGGGAUCCGACCUUCAAAAUCACAUUCUAACAGUGCAAGUUCGUCAUUCCGCUCUCGUGAGACCCGCAGGGAACGCCCAGCACCUGAGCCACGACGACGUCUUCAAGCAGAAUCAUACCAGGAAGAAUGGACAGACGAGGUCACACAUGCGACACCCGACGCAUCUGGAUCUGGGACUAUGGAGCAGCAUAUUGAGAUGGACCUGGAUGAGGAGGCUGAUGGACUGUUGCGACGGGCGUUGGGGCGGGUGCGCCCUGGGCGCCGCCACCCGGCCUUACCCGCCACCCCGGACACGGAUAUGCAUGAGACCCCCCCGGUUCGGAGUCGGCAUCGAUAUCGUCGAAGUGAAUCUCGACAAUAG
Molecule: messenger RNA, 2313 nt
Organism: Penicillium odoratum
Lineage: Eukaryota; Fungi; Ascomycota; Eurotiomycetes; Eurotiales; Aspergillaceae
Product: anaphase promoting complex subunit CDC16
Exons: 2
Coding region: 1-2313 (770 amino acids)
Biological process (GO): cell division
Molecular function (GO): protein binding
Source: RefSeq, a predicted model, not a curated record